CCGGAAGCUUUACGACAAGUUUGUGACUCGAAGUUUCAUGUUUAGGAACUUUUCCAGACUGAAGUCCAGAAAAACACAGUUUGUCCUCCAGGCUGACUCUUCAAUCUGCUCUACACGAUGAAGGGGAAAGUGAAGCGGAAGGUGUUGACUUCAGGGAGGCUGACCGGAGCAGUCGGAGCAAACAAAGGGUCUGUAAACCCCAGAGUGGUCCACCCGGAGCCAGCAUACUCUCUGUACUCCACAGACUCAGAAAACCAGAUUUAUUUUCCCUUGAAUGUCCUUGUCCUGCCUCUCUGUCUCAACCUUUUCUUCAUGUCUUGUUGUUCUGCAUGUGUCUUGGAGGAUGCUGGUUCUUCUCUGGUUCUCUCAUCUCUUGUUGUUGUGAACUCCUGUCAGGUCUCCACUCUCCACCAGGGUCUGGACCGCUGCGCUGCUUUACUGAGCAAUCUGCUGCAGGCUGAGGGUGCAGGAAAAGCACCUGUCCCGAACAGGACUGUGAAGGCUGAAGGCAAACCUGCUGCACCUCCCACCUCGCGAGUGAAGAAAACCCUGAAGAAACUCCCCACACACACAGGUCAGCGUGGAGCCACGUCCAACACCAGAGCUCGUUCACACUCUGUCCCAGCAGCAGGAAGGAAGCUGCAGCCCCCCCACAGAGCGCCACCACCCCCACACAGAGUGCCACCGACCUCCCACUCUUCCCCACCACCACACACCUCCGUCCUGCUCGCCGUGCACCAGUCGUCCUCUGACCACAGAUGUUCUCCUGAGGCUCUGCCCACACCUCAGCUUCAUCAGGAAGAAGAGGAUGAUUUAGUUCCUGUGAGAGACUCAAGCAGCGUGACGUCGAAAGACAGCGGUACGAUAAGGGAUGACGUGACGACGAGGAACGGCGUGUUGAGGAACGACAGAACGGAGACGCUGCAGGACCUGCUGAGUGAGCUCAAAGCUCUGAUCACUGGACAUGGAAGUGUAGCUGAGAUGCUGCUCAGCCGUCUUGAGCUCAUCGUCUCUCCAAGCCUGCAGAGCAGCGACACGACAGGCCUGCUGGCACUGCAAAGUGAGAAUGCUCAGCUCCACAGGCGUUUGCGGACUCUGAACCAGCAGCUGCAGCAGCGGGAGAAAGCCCAGAGGCCUCACAGCCUGUGUGACCCUGAGGGGUGUUUUUUAACAGGACCGGGGCCGCAGGAGGACGACCUGGCAGAGCUACGACGAGCGCUGGCGGACGCUCAGAGCCGGCUGCAGGACAGGGAGGAGGAGAACGCCCGUCUGCAAGCAGACUUGGAGGAGGCCUGGAGGAGGCUGCAGGACGGAGAGCAGCAGAGGAGCCGGAUGGAGGAGGAGAUCAGGAACCUCAACAGGCUCCUGCAGAUUGGCUGCUCCUCCCCGGGUCCUGCCGUCAUUAACACUAUACACAGCAGGCAGGACCCUUCAGCGCCCCUUACUGACCGCAUCGCCCACUACCUGGAGUCUCUGAGUCUGUCGGAACCCGGGACCACAGCCGAGCCGUUCCCCCGGCCGGACGCCUCCUCUCGGACCCUGACCACACGCCCGAACCCACCCUGCAGUUCUUCUGAGCCGGAGCCACGAGGACCUCCCGACAGCGGCUCCACGUGGUCCGAGUCCAGCUUCAACACCAGGGACGAGGCGGCGUUCAGGGACGGGCUGGCAGCACUGGACGCCAGCAUAGCCAGCCUGCAGAGGAGCAUCCAGCUGGACCUGAGGAGGUGACGUCUCCUCCCAUCUCACUGCACUUGUUUUAAUGCAUUUCAAAUAAAGCUUUUUAUUCUACUGUU
Molecule: messenger RNA, 1796 nt
Organism: Salarias fasciatus (jewelled blenny)
Lineage: Eukaryota; Metazoa; Chordata; Actinopteri; Blenniiformes; Blenniidae
Gene: ccdc14
Product: coiled-coil domain containing 14
Exons: 10
Coding region: 118-1731 (537 amino acids)
Biological process (GO): protein localization to centrosome
Cellular component (GO): centriolar satellite
Source: RefSeq, a predicted model, not a curated record